Molecule: messenger RNA, 1143 nt
Organism: Penicillium pulvis
Lineage: Eukaryota; Fungi; Ascomycota; Eurotiomycetes; Eurotiales; Aspergillaceae
Product: Zn(II)2Cys6 transcription factor domain-containing protein
Exons: 3
Coding region: 1-1143 (380 amino acids)
Biological process (GO): positive regulation of transcription by RNA polymerase II
Cellular component (GO): nucleus
Molecular function (GO): DNA-binding transcription factor activity, RNA polymerase II-specific; transcription cis-regulatory region binding; zinc ion binding
Source: RefSeq, a predicted model, not a curated record
AUGUCUGGUCUGAACGGGCCGCGCAGUAGAAGUGGAUGCUGGACAUGCCGAGCUCGCAAGGUCAAAUGCGAUGAAGGUCGACCCAAGUGCGAGAAGUGCAUCAAGCGAAACAGAGAAUGCGAUUAUGAGCCCCGGAAAAGAGCCCCCCGGGGAAGCGGCCAAGGACCCCGCAGUCUCCACCUAGAGAUGAAUUCCAAACCCAAGGCGAUCGCGAUCGCUCCGGCAGCAACGAGCGUUUCGCCAGCAUCUACGCUUGUUGAUUUAGAAUCGGACUUGCCUUACGGAAUCAAGGCUGCGGAUUGGCCAGUUGCUCUCACAAGUACAGAUCGCCGAGCACUUGAUCAUUAUGCUGCUUACGUUGUUCCUCGGAUGAUUCUAAAAACGGCUAGAUGGUCAUCAUACUCAUAUGUAUUGUUGAUGUGCGCAAAACAUCCGCUCUUAGCACAUCUUGUUACUGCAUUCUCUGUGCGAGAUAUGGCCAAGGAGAAUGAAAAUGAGCUGCUUACGAUAGCGAUGGAACAUUACCAGAAGGCGCUGUCACUUUUUAUCGAGCAUCUCUCCGCCCCACAAGUGACCGGAUGGAUUACAUUUCCGGCUCUAUGGUUUUUUAUUAUUUACGAGCAAACAUAUGGCGAUGACCCCAAUGUACUACAAACGCAUCUUCGUGGGGUGCGGGAUGUUAUUAUUACUCACGGAGCCGCAAUUUUGCCGGGAUCCUUGCAUGAUGAAGCUAAUGCGGGUCAAGAAGCUCCACCGAAAUAUUGGGUUCCACCGCAGAUGAUCGACCGAAUGGCAUUGUGGACUAUCCACCAUGACGCUAAGGCAUCUACAUUCGGCCUGGGGGCUAGUAUAGUGACCCUAUUGGAUGAGCACUAUCCCGGCGCUGUAGCGAAGAUCAGCAAAAGUUCUAUCAACGCGCUGCAGGAUGCAUGGGGCUCGGAUUAUCCGGUCCAGGAGGAGAUUUGGGACAUGCAGAUUGAAAUUCUGUAUAGCUUUGCGCAUGAUGCGACGAUGUUACGAUAUGAAUUGUCCGACAUUGAGAAAGAAAACGUUCCCAUAGACCCUGGCAAAUUACUUUCAUUCAGCCGGAAAUUAAAGGAGUUACAAGAGUUUAUGUUCCACAGCCCUGUCACGCAGAAUUGA